CCACUCAUUUUAAAAUGAGGUUUACCUGCAACAUGAAAUUGGUGUGACUUGUACUUUUUAUUUUUAAUGCAACGACUGCACUUCAAAUGGAAUGAGUCGGAAAGUGGCAAGGAAUAGUUCUUUGUACUACUGAACUAAAGGCUAUGAUGAAGAACUCUUUUUUGGACAUGAUAAAUAAAUUUUGGGUUUGUAUUUGAGAUUUUUAUAAUUUUCAAAAACUUAUACGAUAUUCAAUUCGUUACAGAGAUUCCAAGCAAGUCUUUGUGGAAGAAAAAGAUUAGUCUUCAUCCAAAUGAAAGCUUCUUGCCUUGGAAUGUGUAACAUGUUCGAAGUGCGAAUCACCUGGGGCUUGGAGUAAAGAUAUCUCAUGAAAUAAAAAGCAUUUAUCGCAUACUUAAUCUGUUUUGUUUUUUUUCAUACUUGUCCAUCAUUGAAAAUAUGAAGCCUUCAUCCAACAAAUAAAAUCAUUCGAUGAUUAUGGAUUUGUAUGAAAAGGAUGAUUAGUAUUUGAUACCUGACUUUGAGUCUGCUAGUCGGUAAUGCUUGCAAAAUUCAUAAUAAUGGACAAUUGUAAUUAUUAGUUACAUCAUAGUCAUUUGUUAUUGUUACAAAUAUUGCUGUUUUUGAUUUUGCUCCUUUCUGUUUCUAAAGGUGACAGUGCAUAAAACAAGCACUUUGAUUUUAUAAAGUCUCGUACCCAUUUGCUAAAAUGCAGUACAGUAUAUAGAUAACUUCACAUGCAUUCGGCCAGAUUACUCUUGAUUUAUAAUGCUGUAAAUUUGACAAUUCUAUCAAUAAAUGUAUUUCUCCAGAAUUUUUAUUGUCUGGCCUAUAGUAAUCCUAUAGAGUUUGAAAACUAUACAUAGUUGUGCUUUAUAGGUAUUGUGUACGAAAUUGAUAGGGAAAGUUGAAAACAAAGAAAAAAUAUUGCAACUGCCCUGCCGAAUUACCUGUCGAUCAGUAUUAGAAAGCAUGUGUGUUAUGACAGGCUGUAAGUAUGACAAGCAGUGUCCUUAUUAAAGCAUGUUAUGUACGAUUCGCUCAUAAAGCCAUAUAUACUAUAAUGUUUGUCCCGAAUAACAUCCAUCGAAGAAGUGAGUAUCUGCUGAUAAAGUAAACUAGCUGCCGAAAUACAUGCUCGAAUAUAUCGAAUUGCUUCAACAUGGUUAUUUUCAUUUGCGUCUACCUGUCGUGUCGCUCUGUUGAGGGUUAUCCGAUUAUGUCUUCCCGUGGGAACUUCUCACAGCCGAUUGAUUGCUGCCGCGACAUUGCAUUCUGAAAACUGCCAUCUAGAUUCACCCUUGAUUAAAAUUUUAUUGACCGCACUGGGCGAGACGUAGCCAUUUGCCGGUGAUCAUACGGUUAUUAUUCCAGAGUUGACGAGUAUUGUUAUGUCACUGUUAGAUUAGUUGAAAAUAGCGGCCGUUGUGGAGAAUUCUAGUUUCGGUUAACGUCAUGAUAGAUCUUCGUUAGUUUCGCUAUGUAUAGUUUUGGAUACAUUACGUGAUCAUGAAAUUUAUGGAUUUGUAUCUGCUGUGGAGCUUUGUAUACUUAGUUGAAGUUUCAGGUUCGGUAAUGGAGGAAGAACUUCAAAGACAUUUGUUCAAAGAUUACAACAAACAUAUUCGACCUUCGCAGAAAGUCAGUGACGUCAUUGAAGUAGAUUUCUUUUUAACUCUUCUCCAGUUAAUCAGUAUUGCAGAAAAAUCAGAAGAAAUGACAACAUCACAAUAUAUAACACUACGUUGGCAGGAUCAUCGACUAAAGUGGAAUCCUGCUCAAUUUGGCGGUAUUAAAACUAUUCGUCUCCCGUCGGAAAUUGUAUGGAAACCCGAUCUCGCUCUUAGUAACAAUAUUGAUGGUUACUACGAUAAAACUGUUCCAGUCAACGCCCUUCUCAACCAUACCGGAGAGAUAGAAUGGCUUCCUCCGGCAAUAUACAAAAGUUCGUGUAGUAUUCAAGUGGAGUAUUUCCCAUUUGAUUGGCAGAAUUGUACUUUGAGGUUUAGAAGUUUUACGUAUAGUACAAAAGAAAUCUGGUUGCACAGCGUUUAUAAUAAGGUCGUUGUGGAUAGAGAAGCAUAUACUGACAAUGGUGAAUGGAGAGUAAUUCACUGCCCGAUAAAAGUCAAUUCAGACCCAGGAGAUCCGAAUUAUCAAGAUAUUACUUUAUAUUAUAUCAUACAAAGAAAACCACUUUUCUACGUCAUAAAUAUAAUUAUACCAUGUGUUUUAAUUUCGUCGUUGUCAGUCCUGGUGUUUUAUCUACCGAGCGGGUGUAGCGAAAAAACAAAUAUGAGCAUAUCCGUGCUUCUUGGCUUACCUGUCUACUUGCUUCUCUUGGCAAAGAGAGUUCCAGAAACAUCACUCGGAGUACCUUUAAUUGGAGCUUAUCUACUCUUCACGAUGUUGAGUGUUACAUUUUCCGUCAUUUUCAGUGUUAUCGUACUCAACAUUUACCAUCGAUCGCCCACUGCAUAUCAGAUGCCUCACUGGGUCCGAACUGUAUUCAUAGAGUUUCUUCCUCCUCUUCUUCACAUGAACACUAUUUUACCUCGACUACCCUGUCAUUUUUCUGGGAAUAACACAGAUGCAAAUACUUCAUCUGAUGAUGAAAUACCAACAAAUUUAUCGGCUGAAGAUCACAUGGACAAAAUCGAGAAAGACAAUGAAAAUGAAAGCACAAGAGAAAGCCAAACAUCCUCAAACAGAUGUAGUAAAAAAAUAUCACUACCAGAAAAAAUAAUACGGAGUAUGCAUUCAAAAAGUUGUGAAAACUUGAACGAAAUUAAUAGAGAGAGUGUUACAGAAGAACUGUAUAUUUCUUCUGCGUCGAUGUCUGACAAUAACACAAAGCAAUAUUUCAGUGAUGAUGAAAUCGAUGCUUUCACAGUUGGACAACAAAAUCGUGCAAAAAUAUCAUCUGAAAAAUUAGAUGAAGAAAAUGAACAAGAUCGACAACAUUUCAAAGCUAGUGAUAAAUGGAAGUGUUACCGUACAGCUCAAAUGGACCCUUCUGAAAUAUAUCCCAUGUUACUAUCGACACCAAAUAACAGUGAUUUCAGUCGGAGACCUGGCGUGGCUUCGAAUGUUUUGAAAGUACAUUCGCUGAUCAGCACCAGCUGUUCUGCGCCAACGGUCGCAGAUUCAGAUCACCAAGAAUAUUUCAGACUUACAUGCCACGAAAGGCACAAUAAACACAAAAGUCCAAAUAUCGAUGCAGUACCCAGGCAGAAUUUGCGACUAAACAGAGCUGAUUAUUUAGAUAUUUCUCCUGAUUGUGAUUCAGCGUUUGUACAAGACUCGGAAAAGGGUGAAAAAAAUGAACUUGAAGGUAUCGCUCGUCCCGAUUUUACAGCGGAAGCAACAAAUAAAGUAUUUCCCGCCAAAAGAAAUCGUCGUGUCGGAAUUAGUCAGCCGUUGAAGCUAUCCCAAAGAUUGCUUCUAAAAUCCGCUUCCAUACAACAGCCCUCUCAAGUAGACUCACGUUUGAAUGAAGAAACAAGUUCAUCAGCGAGUGUUAAUAAAAGAAGACACGAAAUUGUGGAUGUAAAAAAGUCACGAGUAAAAUACGUUGUUCACACUCUGCCUACACAAACGGACGAAUGCCUUGAUGCGGUCAAUUUUAUUUGCCAACACGUUAGAAGCGAAUAUGAUUAUAAGGAGAAAUCACAGGAAUGGCAAAUGGUUGCUUUGGUCAUUGAUCGACUAACAUUUUGGAUAUUUUUGCUGGUAUACAUAUCUGGUUCAUUGUAUUUUGCUCUUCAGGCUCUGACAAACUUUCCCCCAGAUCAUCCAUUCGUUGCAGGGGAUCCAAAAUAUGCAGAAUGUUGGGACGAGCAUAAUCAUCACUAUCGAGACAGAGAAAGUGUAAUAUAACGAUACCUAAUAAAUCAUAACAGAGAUACAAGAAAUUUAGAAAAGAAGCUGGCCCGAACGUCAAAGAAAGAGAAUUUUACAAUAAAGUAAUGGGGGCUUUCUAACACGGCGAAUUUAAAAAAAGACAAACUAAUAUAUAUAUACCAAACGAACGCUCCAGUUCAUAUAAUUGCCGUAUAACAGAAAGAGUUUCACACGAGCUCACGAACUUUUGGAAUAUUGAUUCUAAACUGUUCCAAACUACGAGAAGUCAUUAUUUUGUAUUCUUGAAAUAAACCCCAAAACAACUCAAGUAUGUGUGAUCCUUCACACCAAAUUAUAGGCCGGGAAUAAUGUUUUUAUAAUAAACCGCACCGAACUCGACUUGGGUCACAUCUCUUUAUAUUGAGCAAAACCUUAUAUAUAUAUAUAAAUAUAUGGGCUGAAAUCUGUUUCAGAAGUGGGAGGAGGAAGAUAUACACAGUAUCAAGAUUUUCUUGUUGUCGAAUGCAAUUAUAUCAUUUUAAAAGUUUUUUCGUCCAUUUUUUGUCAAGUAAUUUUUUUCCGAAAGCAUGACAGGUAUAAUUUAUGGCGAAAUUAGGUAAAACGGAGGUACCUCAAAAAUGAAGGGAUGAUUUGCAUUUCAAAUACCGCAUUAUUAUCGGUAUGCCAGCUUUCAAUAGAUGUUAACCGUCCGUAAUUCAUCAAAUGCUUUGGUUAUCUUGUCGCAUUUCUUUAAUUCGAAAAUGGAUAUUUUAGGUUUGCAUUGUAACCAAAAAUUGCUGUUGGCUAUCUUCUCCGUUAGUUGAUGUUGACUAGUUUACUACUUUGAUAUAUAUUGAGCUCCUACUGUCUAGACUCCGAUAUAAAACAAUUAUAUUAAUCAGAUGUGCUCAAAUUGGGAGCUCCUGUUAAUUUUAUAUAACAGAUCAACUCAAUUUCCAUCCUUUAGUAUUAUUUUAUUGCUCCGGUUAAACAAAUUACGAUCGUCAAUAACAAGAAAUUAUAAAACACGACUUAAAUCAUAAAAUAUAAAUUGUACCUUAAAUAGCAUUGUCCAUAAGAUAACAGCAGAAGUAUCAAGAACAGCUAACCUUUCUCCCACCACUAUAUUUCCUUUGUCCCGAUCAGUCUAUUUGAAUGGAAUUGGGGGUUUCUCAAUUUAGUGGAUAAUUUGUCUAUCUUUAUUUAUUACUUUUUUGGGAAGAAGGUUUUUCUUUGACCAAUCAAAUUCUAGUUUGUCUCGUUUUUAAUAGGAGGAAUCUAGGAUGUGCACGAUAAUUUCUCAUUUCAUCGGCACUAUUAUUCAGGUCAAAUAUCUUGUAAAGUUUAUGGAAUGAACUAGUUUAAGUUUAAAAAUAGCGAUGAUUUCAUUGUCCAGUGAGUAUGAAUCUUUUUAUGCUUGUGGAAAUUUACAGGUGCCAAGUCGAAAGUCAAGUUUUUAGUAUUAAUUGAGGUAAUAUUCGAGGAUUUAAAGUGAUAAAUUGCAAAUUUGUUACAGCAUCAAUUGACUAAAAUAUACAAGUUCUGUCAACUAUCAU
Messenger RNA from Styela clava, 5399 nucleotides. RefSeq lists its product as uncharacterized. The record is from RefSeq and is a predicted model, not a curated record. Gene Ontology annotation, cellular component: postsynaptic membrane. Lineage: Eukaryota; Metazoa; Chordata; Ascidiacea; Stolidobranchia; Styelidae. Gene Ontology annotation, molecular function: transmembrane signaling receptor activity; acetylcholine-gated monoatomic cation-selective channel activity. Gene Ontology annotation, biological process: monoatomic ion transmembrane transport.